Molecule: messenger RNA, 2590 nt
Organism: Penicillium subrubescens
Lineage: Eukaryota; Fungi; Ascomycota; Eurotiomycetes; Eurotiales; Aspergillaceae
Product: putative C6 transcription factor RosA-like
Exons: 4
Coding region: 529-2250 (573 amino acids)
Biological process (GO): regulation of transcription by RNA polymerase II
Molecular function (GO): zinc ion binding; DNA-binding transcription factor activity, RNA polymerase II-specific
Source: RefSeq, a predicted model, not a curated record
CGCUUCUUUUCUUCCUCAUUCCGCCCUAGUUCGACCUUGCUUCUCUUUCUUCUUGACAUCUCCUCCUACCGAACUCCUAACGGCCUGGAGAAUUCUUAUUAUUUUAAUUUUCGGAAACCCAAUCUUGGCUGCGAGAGGCUAUACUCCGGCCGACUCGUAUUUACCACGUGCGGGACUACAUCAUCUCCAGUCCGGAGUACUUCCCUCGACAAUCAUCAUUCCUCAACCCGCCAGAAGUUAUUUUUGGAGUCUCCAUGGUCGAUCGUUUCUUAUAAACUUCUGCGGCCUCAUCUCUCCAAUCUUGCCUCUAUAUUACUUAACCUACUCAUCGACUCGAGUACUGCACGACCAUUCUACUCUCUAACAAUCUAUUCCAUCUGUCCGAUCACCCCCACCUUGAAGCUUACGUUGGUGACUGGACAUCUUCCUGUCUUAUCUACUCUCAACCUUCAUCAUCGGUCUUCCUUUUGACCGAACUACCUUGUCACCUUUCCACAUUACCUUCAGCAUAUUCCAAUAACAGUUACAAUGGCUGGUCCAGGUGGUGGCCCUCCCCGCAAAAGCCAUACUAAGUCACGGAAUGGAUGUAAGACGUGCAAGCGAAGACACAUCCGCUGCGACGAGACCUUCCCACAAUGCCGCAAUUGCACCAAGCACAACUGUCGCUGUGAUUACCAAGACGUUGCUGCGGCGCGAGGCAGCCCGCCUGCCUCGCGACGCGGUCCAGAUCUACUCAUAUCUCCAGAGAUCGAGAUGGAGAUUGAGAAUUGGCACAGAACCGGUCUCACCCCAUAUCCAGAACUUGCUGGAUGCCCUCCAUCCAGCUGGUCUGGUCUUUCCCGAUCAGAUUUGCGCUUGGUUCACCACCUCAUCGGGCUUUCCAUCGACCUACAUCGACGGGGCCUGAGCAGUUGCACAAUUUGGGCGCAGAUGUUGCCUAGUUUCCUGGGCAUUGCGCUGUCAAACGAUUUCGUCAUGAGCGCCAUACUCUCCCUUUCUGCCUACCACCUCGCCUACCUCACGCGAGAUGCAGAGACUAAGCAGCUAGCUCUACACCACAAAGCAGCCGCUUUCAAGGGUCUUCGAACUGCGCUCGGCUACGCCAUUACUGUUCCCACCAAGGAUAACGCGGAGGCCAUUGUUUCCGCUCACGUCUUGCUUUCCUGGCAAGCAACCGAAUAUCAAAGCUGGGUAUCCUUGCAGCAAGGUCUUUCCUCGAUCCUCGAGACUAUGUAUCCGGUUUGGAAGCAGGAGUCGGAGAUUGUUCAAUUCGUCGAGAACCAGCGCGCCUUGAGCGCUCCGGAUUUCCCCGUUUCAUUCGAUGAAGAUCUGGCACAACUAGAUCAGACCAUCCAUGCGCUACAGGUUUCCCAGAAGCGAGUCUCACACAACGCAGAGCACUCCCAACGGUUGGGAGAGUUGAUCGACUUUGUGCAGCAGUUCCGCAAGGACUUUCCUACGCAGACCUCCGAGCAAGCCUUCGACCGGAUCCAGAUUUUACGACAAUGGCUCUUCUGGUUGCCCCCAUCUCUCCUCCGAAAUGGCGAGUCCGAACUCAACGGCCUCGCGGUUUUGUCUCAAUUCUUCGCCGUUGCAACCGCUCUCGACCACUUCUACCCCGACAUGGGCGGCUCAUAUUUGGGAGCUCUUUCCGUUGGAACCAUCGAGGAAACAUAUCGCAUCCUCGCCACACACAACGCUACAGAUCCGUUCAACGCUGACAUCCGUCUCGCUAUGACCUUGAUGGAUUUGCCACGCCACUGUGUUGCACGAUAUCGCAGCCGUCUGGCCUGGUCCCCACGGCCCUCGGUCGAGCAUUACUCCCCCGGCCCAUCAAGUCCCUACCACGGACUGCACGAAUACUCUCUUCCUUCAUCAUCUUCUCCCGCCUCCGCCUCACCCUCAUAUGCCGCCUACACACCUCCUCUCCAAUCUCCUCCAGCGGUCACAGUGGCUGGAUCCCCCUUCACCCUGGCAGACGGCUACGUUACCGCUGCUCCCUCCCACACCCUCUACCCGCCUUCGCCACAACUCCUCGAUGCCCACGAUGCAAACCUCGGCCUAUCCGAUCUCACACACUCGAGCUCCAUUCCUCACUCCUCGGCGUUCACGCCACCUUAUGGCGGCGACGUCCUCUGCGCUGAUAUGCCCCGCACUGAUGGAGCCAUGGGUCUGAACAUGGAUGUGUACCCUCAUUCGCAUGCAUUCGAUAUGCCUGGAAUGGUGGCACCGGAGACUUGUUGGACAUGAACAUCCAAGCCACAAAAAGACCUUCCUCAUUUCGCUUCACUACACUUCUUCUUCUACCUCCGCGACUCUGUUUCUAUACUGAUGUCCUUUUUUUCCUUCUUUUCUUUUACUGUCUACUUGGGGAGUUUGUGAUGUUGAGCAUGAGCGUUGUUGGCUACUCAGAUUCCGUCGCGUUUGCGGACUGAAGGAAAUGACUCUACUAAGUGAUAUAUACCCGGACAAUAUUGUUCAAGCCUUUCGUUAGCAUGAUUUGGAGCGACUGUGUGCUAUUUUCUUUCUUGCCUUGAAAUGUGUUUUUGUUUACAAUAGGAUCAUGUUAUGAAUAGAACUUUAGGUGGUG